CUAGAUCUGUGGGUCAACGAAGGAGAGCAUUCAACCAGAUGCUACGGAUGAUGACGGUGAUGACGUGGAGAUGGAUGAUGACGCAUUGCUUGCAUACAUUGCUUCAAUGAACGAAGAGACCCAAGGGUUAGAAAUGGAACCUGUGCCGUCCACCUCUAAACAGCCGACACAAGUGGAAUCUGAACCCAGCGGCAUGCUACUAAAUGAACUGCGCACUGAAGUCGCUGAGAUUUAUCAGCAAAUGCGCCAAAUGUGUGUGGAAAUACAGGCCAUGAGCAAUGCUCAGAGUGUUCGCGAAGGUCUUCCAGAAGAAUUCGCCGCUUCCGGAAGAGGAAAUCGCACCCCCGAUGAGUUGGCUAUGGUUGAGAUGGAUUUUAAGUUGAGCUCAUUGCGUUCAGUACUAGGCGACUUGAGAGGAUUACUCCGAGAGCUGACUGCGGACGGAGUGUCAGAGAGCUUCACCGCUUUUCUCACUCAAGGUCAAUCACAAGCCGCAGAAAGUGAAUCCGCUGAACAUUACCUGACACCGGAAUCCGAUGAAGUUACGGUGGAGAUGUUGCAACAACGGAACGUAUUGGUCAAUGAAGUUGCAUCCGCCCACCGACAGUUAGCUAACUUGCAGCAGCAACUGGAGCUCGAGAAUGGGUCCACCACUUGUUUGAACGAUCGGAUGAGUGCAAACGAAACGGGCAAAAAGGAGUUCGUUGCAAAUUGGCAGGUGUUGGAAGACGAUGAAUACGAAUUUGAGCUACCACGGGACACGCUACCAUGAACUUCACAUUGGGCGGGAGUGCGCUAAUCCCCUUGCGACAAGACGGCUCAUGCUAACCAUUGCAACUUCCUACACUUUAUUCAGGAACACGACGCCAUGACAAUCCGCGCCAAAUUGCAUUUCUGCAACCCAACUGAUAGCUGUGACAGAUUGAUAAUAAAAGCAAUAGAAG
Messenger RNA from Dicrocoelium dendriticum, 944 nucleotides. NCBI's taxonomy places the organism in Eukaryota, Metazoa, Platyhelminthes, Trematoda, Plagiorchiida, Dicrocoeliidae. The record is from the annotation of a GenBank genome assembly.